ACAAAUGAAACUCAGUCGGAAAAUAACAUCGUAAGCGAAAGGAUCAAAAUGGGAAGAUAGUGUGUCGUAAACCUAAUUAAUUCUUUUCUUUGUGCCUGAUAUAAAUCACAGUGACCGGCCGUUUCAAAACCGUGGACGUCUUCUUUUCACCAUCCGAAAGCCAGGGAAAUACUUGUACUUGUACUUUUUGUAAAAUCGAACCAGAAUAAUUGUCGAGAUGGUCGAGAAAAAAAUAAUAGAGGAAAACGAGCAUCAUUACGAAUCGGAGACGAGCGGUGGCUGCAUCAAUGGAGGCAGUAUGGGUGAAGGUUUGGGGGGUGGAAGCGCCUCAGACAGUGGGGACCAAAUGGACGCUGAUACCAGGGUGAGAGAAUUGGAACGCAGAAAGGAGGAAGCUAAGAAGAAGAGGAGGAGAAAGAAGCGUACCGGUUCUUCCAUCGUUUCAUCGUGCUUUCAAGAUCUUUACAAACUAACUGGUGAAGUAUUAGGAGAAGGAGCUUAUGCGAGUGUUCAAACUUGUGUCAACAUCUACACCGGUGUCGAGUGUGCAGUCAAGGUGAUUGACAAGGUACCAGGUCAUGCUCGAGCCAGGGUGUUUCGUGAAGUUGAAACCUUCCACCAUUGCCAAAGUCAUCCGAAUAUCAUACAACUCACAGAAUUCUUUGAGGACGAAGAAAAGUUUUACUUGGUUUUUGAAAAGAUUAAUGGGGGACAGCUUUUGGGCAGGAUUCAAGAGCACAGAUAUUUCAGUGAGGCAGCCGCUGCAGAGAUAGUUAGGGAGAUUGCAUCGGCCCUGCGAUUCAUGCACGCCAAGGGAAUCGCGCACAGGGACCUCAAACCAGAGAACAUCUUAUGCGUGCACCAAGAUCGUCUUUGUCCUAUCAAAAUUUGCGAUUUGGAUUUGGGCUCAGGCAUCCGUUUUCAAUCCAGUUUUUCUAGUCCGUUGGCCACACCACAACUGAGAACUCCGGUCGGAAGCGCAGAAUUCAUGGCUCCCGAGGUCGUGGAGGCAUUCAUUGGAGAAAACGAUUCAACUGUUUACGAUAAACGCUGUGAUCUGUGGUCACUAGGCGUAAUAACUUACAUCUUGCUCUGUGGUUACCCGCCGUUCUCUGGGAAGUGCGGCAGGGAUUGCGGCUGGGAACGCGGCGAGAACUGUGGUGCUUGCCAGGAAUUGCUCUUCCAUAGCAUUCAGGAAGGGCAUUAUGAUUUCCCAGAGAGCGACUGGAGAGACAUUUCAGAAGAAGCUAAGGAUCUUAUAAGAUCGCUGUUGGUGAAGUGCGCAUACAAGCGAAUCAGCGCAGAGCGCGUUUUGGAACACCCGUGGUUGAAGUUCGCCAGCGAGACAGCGGCACUCACCACGCCAGCAGUGAUAAAAAAGAACAACUCCGCGCUAGAGUUAUCUCAUUUCGCGGAGUCCGCAAUGGCUGUGAACAGAGUGGUGCAACAGCACUUCAGCAUGAAUUUGGGCUACUUGGAACGGCCAAGCGUAUGCAGGAGGGACGCGAGUCCCUGUUCUGCCCAUCUUUUCGGUCUUAGUCCACCGAGCGAGAGUCAUCUGAUGCAGAGACGUAGACGGGGCGGUUCUUGUCAGUACAAGACCCACGCUUCCUUGGCAACCCCUCAGCCGAUCUCCAGUCCAAGUGGUUAAAAUUGUGUUGGUAAUCAACGUCACCAGAAUUUUUAUUAUCAUAUUGUCAUUGAACUAUCUUUUCUUUUUUGGAAGGAAAUUCUUAUUUGGAGUCUUUGGAAUAGUUAAA
Coccinella septempunctata (seven-spotted ladybird) is the source of this 1760-nucleotide messenger RNA. Its product is annotated as MAP kinase-interacting serine/threonine-protein kinase 1-like. Gene Ontology annotation, biological process: peptidyl-serine phosphorylation; intracellular signal transduction; protein autophosphorylation. The transcript has 6 exons. Gene Ontology annotation, cellular component: cytoplasm; nucleus. Gene Ontology annotation, molecular function: calcium/calmodulin-dependent protein kinase activity; calmodulin binding; calcium-dependent protein serine/threonine kinase activity. The record is from RefSeq and is a predicted model, not a curated record. NCBI's taxonomy places the organism in Eukaryota, Metazoa, Arthropoda, Insecta, Coleoptera, Coccinellidae. The coding region runs from base 218 to 1651 and encodes 477 amino acids.